AUGGAGAACAAUGGAAAUCCAAGUGUCUUGAAUUGUGCUGUUCCAGAACCUGCCUGUGAUGACGGUUGGUUGCGAUUGUUUAGCUCGUGCUACUACUUCGAAGAGAACCGUAUGACUUUUGCGAAAGCCGAAGCUAAUUGUUUGGCGAAAGGAGGAAAACUGUUCGUCCCUGAAACAGCCAUAGAAUGGAAAGAAGUCGUCAAAAGAGCAGGAGUGGACUAUUGGAGUUGGGUUGGCAUGAAACGUGAUGGCCUGUACAUGCCGAAAUGGAGAGGGAAUGGCGGAGUCAACGUGGCUGAACUGGAUUGGCUGGUCAACCCUGGUAGUCUUGCUGCGAAUGGCUGGACUUCAGCAACCCAGUGCUUAGCCCAUUACAACUCAGGAUUCAGUCAAUAUUCAUUCUUCUACUACUGUGAAAUGGCGUACAACUCGAUCUGCAAGAAAAGGGCUGCCAUUUCGUCAGGAGGAAUUCCGGAGCUCUUAAUUGAUGCCGAUGAUUUCUUGACAAAGUAA
Haemonchus placei is the source of this 513-nucleotide messenger RNA. The record is from the annotation of a GenBank genome assembly. NCBI's taxonomy places the organism in Eukaryota, Metazoa, Nematoda, Chromadorea, Rhabditida, Trichostrongylidae.